This is a messenger RNA of Astyanax mexicanus (Mexican tetra), 4437 nucleotides long. RefSeq names its product large tumor suppressor kinase 1 (gene lats1). Bases 344 to 3673 code for a protein of 1109 amino acids. The record is from RefSeq and is a predicted model, not a curated record. Lineage: Eukaryota; Metazoa; Chordata; Actinopteri; Characiformes; Acestrorhamphidae. The transcript is spliced from 8 exons. Gene Ontology annotation, molecular function: protein binding; protein serine/threonine kinase activity; ATP binding. Gene Ontology annotation, biological process: regulation of organ growth; peptidyl-serine phosphorylation; G1/S transition of mitotic cell cycle.
GUACGGGAGCAGAGUGAAGCGUUCACACAUCCGGGCAUCUCCGCUCUGACAGACUCGGAGUGCCAAGGCGACCGUGUCAAUACAAAGCCGAGUCUUUAGCUGGAGCUAGCGGAUCUUUCACACACUUUCACUGAGUUUUAGCGGAGUUCCUCGGCUCCUCAGACCGACACUGCGCUGUAGAUGUUGUCUGGGUUCAGUAUGGAUAUUCUUUAGUCGACGACACUUGGGCAUCGCUCUGGUAUGCAGGUAAAAUCCACUGCUUGCUGUUAACACUUUCACAGUGUCACUGUGCACCGUGCAACAUCUCAUUCACACUGGGGAUUGGUGAGAUACAUGGUUUUUCAUGAAGAGAAGCGAGAAACUCGAAGGAUACAGGCAGAUGCGGCCGAAGACGUUUCCGGCAAGCAACUACAGUGGCAACAGUCAGCAGAUGUUGCAGGAGAUACGGGAGAGCCUACGGAACCUCUCCCGCCUGUCUUCUGAUGCUGGCAAGGUGGAGACAGGUGGGGGCAAGAGCCUGCCAGAGGACCCGCGCCAGCAGGGCCGCAGUGCCAACCCCAAAAACCCCCACCACAAAGCCCUGCAGGUGAUUCGAGAAUCAUUAUUGCCAUUUGCCAACGAGCCCACCUGCACCGGUCGUGGAUAUGAGGUUAACAUGCAGAUGCUACAGGAGCUGUUGGCGGCAGGCUUUGACGAGGAGCUGGUGAUCUGUGCUCUGAGGAAUACCAACAAUCGCAGUGUGGGGGCAGCUAAAGAAUACAUCAGUAAGAUGAGCUACCAGGACCCAGUGAGAGAGCAGAUGGCAGCUGUAGCAGCACGUCCAGCUAACGCAGCCAUCAAAGCAGCUGGCCCCUCUCACAUCCAGCAGCCUGUUCUACGGAGGCCAAGUUGGAAGGGCUCCAAGGAAUCUCUGGCUCCACAGUGGCACGGAGCCCUCAUGGCUGAUGGCAUCAUGUACCGCUCUAACAGCCCUGGCCCUCAAGCUGACCUCCCCAGAUCUUCCACCUACCCCCAGAAUCUUGCGUCUGGUGUCAGCAGCCAGCGGGUGAAUCCUCCACUUCCACCUCAAGUUCGUAGUGUCACUCCUCCCCCUUCUUCCUGGGAAUCAAACCCUGCCACCAAGCGCUAUUCUGGAAACAUGGACUACCUCGGGCCCCGCAUUUCGCCUGUUCCUCAGGGGCAAUGGCCUGACAACUUUCCAACCCCUGCAGGCCAGGCCCAAAGAGGCAUCAGCCCGGUGCCCAUAGGCCGCCAGCCCAUAAUUAUGCAGGGCUCUGGUGGAAACAAGUUCAGCUUUCCCCCUGCCUGGCCACAGAAUGGCUCAGGACAGGCAGAGUACGGCAGUGGCAGGCAGCCUCCUCCACCGUACCCACUGGGUCAAGCAAGCAGACAUAGUCCUACUGCCCAGCAAAUGCAGUCUGGUGGUCCCACUCCCUCCCCACCCUACUCCAAUGGAGGCAACCUGCCACCAUCCAUGUUGGUGCCCAAUCGUAACAGCCACAAUUUGGACAUGUAUCUUGGAGUACUGCCUCAGCCUAGACCACAGCAGCCUGGCUCUUCCCCUGGAAGCAGCAGUAAUCAAGAGGUUCCCUUACCCUCUUGGCCUCAUAGCAUCCCAGCACGCUCCAACUCAUUCACAAACACACAAUCGGGUGGACGGCCAUGUCCACCUGCACCCAACUCACAGCCCUCAGCCACAACUGUCACUGCCAUCACACAGGCACCCAUUCUGCAACCGGUGAAAAGCAUGCGGGUACAAAAACCUGAACUUCACACAGCUGUGGCCCCAACUCACCCACCCUGGCUCCAGCAGCAGCAGCCACCCCCUCCUCACUCCCCCUAUCAGGAUGCUUCUGGGGCAGGGCCUACUGUACCUCAGAUGCCAGCUGUGUCUGAGGUGCCCAGCUACCAGGGUCCUCCACCUCCUUAUCCUAAGCACCUCCAAAAGCAGCAACCACCAGCUCCAUGCCCAGCAUAUGAGCCCAACCCCAAUGGCAGGAAGGAAGAUAAGGGUGGGGAGGAUGACACAGACAAUGCCAGCACUUGCUCCAGUGAGCGCGCUGAAAGCUCUGAGGCAGCUGUGGGGACAGAGCGGGAGAAAAAGCUGAUCAACACUUCUCCAGUCCCGGUACGGAGAAACAAACGAGAUGAGGAACGUCGAGGAGAUGGUAGAGUACAGCUCUAUUCACCGCAAGCCUUCAAGUUCUACAUGGAGCAGCAUGUGGAGAACAUCUUAAAGAACCACCAGCAAAGGAUCCGUCGCAAGAAACAGCUAGAGAGCGAAAUGCAACGGGUGGGUCUAUCUGAGGAUGCUCAGGAGCAGAUGCGCAUGAUGCUCUCUCAGAAGGAGUCAAACUACAUCCGGCUCAAACGUGCAAAGAUGGAGAAGUCCAUGUUUGAGAAGAUAAAAACGCUGGGUAUUGGAGCGUUUGGUGAGGUCUGCUUGGCACGAAAGGUGGACACUGGUGCGCUCUAUGCUAUGAAAACCCUUCGUAAAAAGGAUGUGCUUCUAAGAAACCAGGUGGCCCACGUCAAGGCCGAGCGAGACAUCUUGGCUGAAGCAGAUAAUGAGUGGGUGGUCAAGCUUUACUAUUCGUUUCAGGACAAAGACAAUUUGUACUUUGUCAUGGACUACAUCCCUGGGGGUGACAUGAUGAGCCUGUUAAUCCGCCUGGGCAUCUUUGGCGAAGAGCUGGCACAGUUUUACAUUGCCGAGCUCACCUGUGCUGUAGAGAGUGUGCACAAGAUGGGCUUCAUCCACCGUGACAUCAAGCCAGACAACAUCUUGAUCGACCGUGACGGACACAUUAAGCUCACUGACUUUGGCCUGUGCACAGGUUUCCGCUGGACUCACGAUUCCAAGUACUACCAGAGUGGAGACCAUGUAAGACAGGACAGUAUGGAUUUCAGCAAGGAGUGGGAGGAUCCUGCAAACUGUCGCUGCGGUGACCGGCUCAAACCACUGGAACGGCGGGCUGCUAGGCAACACCAGCGCUGUCUGGCCCACUCACUCGUGGGCACACCUAACUACAUCGCCCCAGAAGUGCUGCUACGGACAGGCUACACACAGCUGUGUGAUUGGUGGAGUGUGGGGGUGAUUCUGUACGAGAUGCUGGUCGGCCAGCCUCCUUUUCUUGCUACAACUCCUCUGGAAACACAGAUGAAGGUGAUAAACUGGCAGACAACACUGCACAUCCCUCCGCAGGCCAAGCUGAGUCCAGAGGCGUCAGACCUGAUCGUGAAGCUAUGCCGAGGGCCUGACGACCGGCUGGGAAAGAACGGCGCUGAUGAAAUCAAAGCCCACCCUUUCUUCAAAAACAUUGACUUCUCCAUUGACCUGCGGCAGCAGCAGCACCCAGCACCCUAUAUCCCUAAAAUAACACACUGCACAGACACGUCCAACUUCGACCCCGUUGACCCUGACAAACUGUGGAGCGACGACGAUGGCAACCACAACGACACGCUGAAUGGCUGGUUUAAGAACGGCAAGCACCCUGAACAUGCCUUCUACGAGUUCACAUUCCGCCGCUUCUUUGACGAUAACGGCCACCCAUACAGCUGCCCCAAACCCAUUGGGUAUGACGGCUAUGAUGAAGAAGGGGAGGAGCCAGAUAACCCCACCCAGGGACAGGAGGCAGGACAAGGGCAGGGACGGGACCUGGUCUAUGUUUAGUUGGCCAUGCCUUACUACAAAAAAAAAAAAAGAAAGAAAAGAGGCAGACACUGCACAUUGUCUACUUGUGGGAUGAAUGAGUGUGUGUGGGGGUGUGUUUGCAUUUGUGUGUGUCUAGCCUUCUACUUCUUUGUUGGUACAGUUUUUACCUGUUUUUACAGUUUUUAUCUGCCUUUACACUACAUAAGGUUGUGUAUAAUUUAUUCUGUGUUUAGAUUGCACUCGUCAAUGCGGUCUGAGCGAAUGAGAAUGUACGAACGCUCUGUACUUUUGAACACCCCAGUUUAAGCCUUAAUUUAUUUAAAGCCGCUGUAAAACGAGGACACUAGUGGCAAAGAUUAGUUCUAUCAUGCCUUCUUCACAAAUGACAUGUUAAUUUAUGAUUUAAGUAGGUGGUGUCUUUCUCGCUCUGAUCUGGCCUUGAGUGGGCUGUGCAGGGAUUGGUUUAUUUAGUAACUUUCUAUUGCUGUGCCUUUCCUUUUACACUCUUUACACCAAAAAACUCGAGGGGAAAUAGCGUUUUUAGCCAGUUGAUUGAACUGACAGAUAGUUUUGAGAAAGGAUAUUCAUAGAGAACAUUUGUGUGAAUUGUAUUAUUAGCAUUCUGUGUAUUUUCUAAUUUAUACACUCAAAUGUAUUUAUAAAUUAUGCAGUGUACAUUUUUGUACAUUUUAUUUUUUUUUUCUUCAUUGUCAAUUCUGUUGGUGUAGGAAAUAAACCUAAGGGCAAGCUCCCUUCCUCUUUUGCUCUCUCUCUUCACCAGA